UUAAAAUGUAUAUGUAAAAAAUAAUUCUUCUCUCGAAUUAUAAUUUAUUUUUGAUGCCACAGACGGCUUAUGCUGAAAUAUUUGACAAAUUUACAAAAAUUAAAUAUUGUCCAAAACGGAAGUACACUUAAGUGGUAACAAAGGAGCGCGGACUGCAAUAAUGAUUCAUAUCUUAUUUGUAUCGUAAUUAAUGACUAAAGAUGAGAGAACAAUAAAAAACAGAAAUGAAAAAAACGCAGAACAAAAAUACGAAUACACAUCAACUUUGCCUAAAGCUUACCGAUAAAGUAAUUUAGCGACGUAGAAAUAAUUGGUCUACUUCAUCUGUUCGUCAUCAUUUAAUUAAAGUACACAAAAAGACAGAAUUAAUUUUAGAAAAUGGACGGCAAAAACAAAAUCUAUCGAAUAUAAAACAAGAACGUAAAGAACAACUUCAUAAACUAUGUAUUGAAGCAAUUGUACAAGAUAAUCUGCCAUUUAAUGCAUUCAAUAAACCCGGUUUAUCUAAACUACUAAAAGAAGUAGUACCCGGCUAUCAACCUAUUCACCGUAAUACAGUAGCUCGUCGUAUUAAACGAUUAAAACAUCAUCACUAUUCAAAAUUAAUUGAACAAUUGAGAACCGUUGAAACCAUAUCUAUCACAACAGAUUUUUGGUCCAACAGAACUAAUACUUCUUUUCUUGUAUUAACAGCACAUUACUGUACUGAUGAUCUUAAUCAAAAAUCAAAAAUUCUUACUUUUUCUUCUUUCAAUCAACGUCAUACGUCAGCACAAAUAGCACGUAUUAUUACAUUCAAAUUACGUAAAUUACAUAUUCUACAUAAAGUUAAUCGUAUUGUUUGCGCUGGAGCAAAAAAUAUAUCAAAUGCAAUUGAUUCGAUGAAUAUUAAUUGUGAACGUAUAUGGUGCAUCGCUCAUAGACUGCACCUGGUUGUUACUAAAGGUCUUUGCCUUUGGCCAAAGAAAUCGAAAAAACAAACUGAUGCAACAGAUCAAGGGUUCAAUUCUUUAAAUUCUAAUUUUGACAAUCAUCUUAUGAUCAAUAAACAUCGUGAAAUGAUACAAGAAAAUCAAACAACAAAUCAAAAUGAUUCACUUCAUCAAUCAGAAGAGAACAAUCAUGAAACAACAAAUACUGUUAAAGACGAAAUAGAAAAUAAUGAUAACGAUGAUAUGAUAUUAACAGAUGAUGAUAAUGAUGAUGAUGAGGAGGAGGAGGACGAGCAGGGCGAGGAAGAAGAGGAACAGAGUGACGAGGAAGAGGAAGAAGAGGAACAGAGAGACGAGGAAGAGGAAGAAGACGAGGAGGAAGAGGAAAAAGAGAAGGAGAAAGAGGAAGAGGAAGAAGAGAAUGAAGAAGUGGAAGAUAUUAUUAUUAUUGGAAAUAUUAUUGGUGAAGAUGAUGAUCUAUCAAAUUUAAUUGGACAUGAUGUUUUCACCGACAGUUGGGAGCAGGAUAUUGAAGUGGAUCCUGAUGAUCCAGCACUAACAAAAGAACAAUAUACAACUUUAUUAUUGAUGAUAAAAUGUCGAAAAUUAAUAUAUUUAAUAAAAAAAUCUUCAGUUUUGACUAUGUAUAUUACACAACAACGUAAAUUGAUGAAAAAAAAACGUGAUUUAACAAAAGAUCUGCACAGCUAUUUCGAUCCAACUGGUUUUUUAGCUUUAUCAGAUGCUGAUAAACGAGCUAUAGAACACGAGAUAAAAGAAAUGUCAAAAAAUGAUGAUUUAAGUUUCGAUAAUUUAUCAUUACCAUCAGCAACAUCACAAUCUUCAUUUAGUUUAUCUAAUACAGCUGCCACAACAAUCUCUUUUAUAAGUACAUUAUCAAUAUCAAAAUCUACUAAAAAGGCCAAACCAACAGCAAUGGAAGUGUUCCUCAACAGUAUUGGUGAUGAUAGUGUACAAAAGGCAACUACGUCACCACGUGCAUCUAUAAUUGAAGAAUUGUACAAUUAUCGAUGGCUAAUUGCAAAACAUAAUAGUCUUCAUAAAGCAUCAACAUCAUCGUGCUUGAAUUUUUGGAAAUUGUAUGAAGCGACGCUUCCUCUUUUUUCCAAAAUAGCUAGACAGUUAGUGUGUACACCAGCAACAAGUGUUCCAUCAUAA
This is a messenger RNA of Rotaria sp. Silwood2, 2111 nucleotides long. NCBI's taxonomy places the organism in Eukaryota, Metazoa, Rotifera, Eurotatoria, Philodinida, Philodinidae. The record is from the annotation of a GenBank genome assembly.